Molecule: messenger RNA, 1416 nt
Organism: Chelonoidis abingdonii (Abingdon island giant tortoise)
Lineage: Eukaryota; Metazoa; Chordata; Testudines; Testudinidae
Source: RefSeq, a predicted model, not a curated record
GGGGGAGCGGUAGAGCCGUAGAUAUUUACCAGCAGAGCCCUUGUGCGGCCAUUUUAUCAUCCAGGGGAUAGGGAAAUUAGAGUCCCCUUCCCUGGAGGCUGUGGGCUGUACGUCCUGGGGCUAGCGAAGGGGCUGAGGGAUGACUAGUUAAGUCCUAGGAAGGAGAAAAAGGCAGCAGCAGGGUUCCUUGCUCCUGCAGCUGGGAUAUGUGCGGGACCCGCAGGGAGAGGCUGCGUCAGGCCUGCUCACUCCCCCGCCGAGGUGGCGGCAGGCAGCUGCCAGGCCAGGACUGCGCUGGAACCACUGAGGGUUGCCGGUGGCGGACACAAUAAGGGAACGAGCCGACGCGCCGCUUCUUCCUCCCGCACGCGGGCCGGAACAGGCAGGCGGGGCGGGGGAGCGCCGCUUGGCUGGUUGCUGCUGUGCACUGGGGAAGCCGGGGGAAGGGGCUGGGUUGCUGUGCGAGAGGCAGAGCGCGCGGGCCGGGCGAAGGGCCUGGCCCCCGCUGGCGGUGCCUGGGCGUGCAACGCGGGUAUGGAGUGAGGGGAGCAGCGACAGGAGGAAGAUGGCCGGUGGCGGCGGCGGCUUCAGGGACAGCUUGUUUCUGGAAGUAUGGAACACACCAUGGAUCGCUAGAAAGAGGCGUUAUAGCUGUCAACAAGCUUUGAAUAGAUCACAAUCCAAGAGAGAUGGAGGUUAUAAAAAUAAUUGGAGCUUUGAUCAUGGAGAAGAAAGUGAAGGAGAUGCAGAGAAAGAUGAGGCAAAACUGCUCCGCAUAGAUGAGAGUGAUGGGUCCUUCAAUCCCACUGAAGAAAAGAAGUCACUACGCUGUCGACCAGGAACUGUUGGCACCAGCAGCGAGUACCUAAAAACAUAUGCAAGGCGAGGCAAAACUGGAAGUUUUAGAGUUUUGAAAGGGAACUCAAUUGGACUCAACAUGCUGGGAAAUAGCAAGAAAUUGAGGCUUCUGCCUCUUCCAGGCAAUUUCCAGGACUAGCUGGGAUGCUCCUUCAUUUCCCCUCUGAUAGGACAUUAUAACACACAAGAACCACUUUGCACUACUUCAGAGCAAGUUUUCAUCAACUCUGCUCCCUCUCAGAUUCAGCCUGAGCUCUGGCCUCAAAAGAAUUGAGCACAAAUGCUGAUAUCUGUUUAUUUCGUGUUCCAGCAGCUCACCACCACUGCUGGUAUUCACUGACAAUACUCCUACUCUACUCUUUUUUAUUCAAGUUAUAACUGAAAGCAAUAACUAUAUGAAACACCAGCCACAGGAAGUUUGUAAUAUAGUUAAAUUGUUUCCAGUGAUGUCAGUUCCCAUCCACCCCAUAUGCAGGGAAGAGAUCACAAGACAUCCAGUCAAUAAAUAGCCAUCUUAUAUAAAGUCAAACCAAGCAUAACCUGAACCUCAGCCAUGUG